AGAUUCUUACUCUCUCUCUCUUUCUCUCUCUCUCUCUCUCUCUCGCUCUCUCUUUCUCUCUGUACUCUUCUGUUUCCGAUCCGAGUCAUGGCGAUUCGCAACUCGCUCUCCGGACAAUUCCUCCGUCGGAGCUCAGUCGCCGGAGCUAGGUUCAUGUCCUCGUGGUUCCGGAGCAUUGAGCCAGCUCCAAAGGACCCGAUCCUCGGAGUCACCGAAGCUUUCAUCGCAGAUCAGAGUCCGAACAAAGUCAAUGUCGGAGUCGGUGCGUAUCGUGAUGACAACGGAAAGCCUGUGGUUUUGGAAUGUGUUAGAGAAGCAGAGAGGAGGAUUGCAGGAAGCCAAUUCAUGGAGUAUCUUCCUAUGGGUGGAAGCAUAAAGAUGGUAGAAGAAUCACUGAAGCUGGCAUAUGGAGAGAACUCUGAGUUCAUCAAGGAUAAAAGAAUAGCUGCUGUGCAGGCUUUAUCUGGGACUGGUGCAUGUCGACUUUUUGCUGCAUUUCAACAGCGUUUUCAUCCUGACACCCAAAUCUAUAUACCAGUGCCUACCUGGGCAAACCACCAUAACAUUUGGAGAGAUGCCGGAGUGCCUAUGAAGACAUUCCGUUACUAUCACCCUGAGUCUAGAGGAUUGGAUUUUUCAGGAUUGAUGGAUGACAUAAAGAAUGCUCCAGAUGGUUCCUUCUUUCUGCUUCAUGCUUGUGCUCACAAUCCUACUGGAGUAGAUCCUUCUGAAGAACAGUGGAGAGAGAUCUCUUCCCUGAUCAAGGUUAAAGGUCAUUUCCCGUUGUUUGACAUGGCAUAUCAAGGUUUUGCUAGUGGCAAUCCAGAGAGAGAUGCAAAAGCCAUCAGGAUUUUUCUUGAGGAUGGUCAUUUAAUAGGACUUGCUCAGUCAUAUGCAAAAAAUAUGGGACUGUAUGGCCAGCGAGUAGGAUGCCUUAGCAUGCUUUGUGAAGAUGAGAAACAAGCUGUGGCUGUAAAAAGUCAGUUGCAGCUGAUUGCCAGACCCAUGUACAGUAACCCACCUCUUCAUGGAGCACUUAUAGUUUCAACAGUCCUUGGUGAUCCAGAGUUGAAAAAUUUAUGGCUUAAAGAAGUUAAGGUUAUGGCAGAUCGCAUCAUUGGAAUGCGGGCCACACUACGAGAGAACUUAGAGAAACGGGGGUCUCCUUUGCCAUGGCAGCACAUAACCAAUCAGAUUGGCAUGUUCUGCUACAGUGGGAUGACACCUGAACAAGUUGAUCGUUUGACAAACGAGUUUCAUAUAUACAUGACUCGUAACGGUCGUAUAAGUAUGGCUGGUCUUAAUACGGGCAACGUUGGAUAUGUGGCUGAUGCUAUCCACGAGGUUACAAAAUCAGCCUAAACUAUUCAAUCACCAAAGAGACCAAAUUUUUGUCCUAGGGACCUACAAAUACCUCAGAAGUUGUCUUGCUGAGGGGAGCACAAUAAUGUUUGAACACUUUUACCGUCAUGCACAUUUUCACCUUGUUUUAAUUGGGGUUAGAUAGUUAUACUCUUCGGGGGUUUUGGCAUUAUAUCCAUUUUUAUAGUCCUCUACCUUCAUAUUUUUAAAAAAUAAUUUGGAAGAAGAUUGAGUGAGAGGGUUUUAUUUAUGGUGAACAGCUAGUAAGGUUCAUUCUUAGUGCACUAAAAGGAUUAUUCUUGUCAGUGAACCUUUGUGAUUGUUGAUGCUAGAAGGGAUAUUGAAAAGCUAGAAUGUACGAUACCCUCUAUAAAGCUCAAUUGAGACUGAUGAAUGUGGCUAUAAUUUGCUGCGUUUGAAUAAGGUUCAAUUUGAUGCCUAUAUUUCUGCCUGUGUUGUUA
Molecule: messenger RNA, 1823 nt
Organism: Gastrolobium bilobum
Lineage: Eukaryota; Viridiplantae; Streptophyta; Magnoliopsida; Fabales; Fabaceae
Product: aspartate aminotransferase, mitochondrial
Exons: 10
Coding region: 88-1362 (424 amino acids)
Biological process (GO): amino acid metabolic process; biosynthetic process
Cellular component (GO): mitochondrion
Molecular function (GO): pyridoxal phosphate binding; L-aspartate:2-oxoglutarate transaminase activity
Source: RefSeq, a predicted model, not a curated record